AAUUUGUACACCAUAUAUUUUAUGAAAUUUGAUGGGGCUUCAUCAUUUUAGGUUUCUAAUGAUUCCCACACCACACAUUAAGGUUAAUAUGAAGAUCCUUUGUUUUGAAAAACAAGUAGACACAUUAGAUUAGAACAGAUUGUCAUAAAUAAAACGAAUAAUAUAAAAUCAUGUUUAAGGAAAUGACGAAGUCAUAGUUUGUCUGGGAAAAAUUAUGAAAAUAUGACGUCGAUGCCCAGAAAUCAUAACUGUCGCUGGCCUAAGAGAAAUAUAAUGGAUCUCAAAUCCAAUGAACUAAAAAUAUAUCAAUUGAAAGACGAACUCGAAUUUUUAACGAAUGCUGAAUGAAGGAAUUUAAGACCUCUUUUAAAAAAUAUAGAUACAACAACUUCAAUUUAUGGAAAAUUUUUUGAGGAAGAGCCGCUUAGUAUUUCAUAUAUUUCUCCGAUUCCUAAUAGUGUCUAUUACAAAAGAAAUAUAAUAUACAAUAUCAUCUUAAGAUAAGUUUAAAAACAUUCUCUAAGUGUAUAUAUAUAUGAUAACUAUGGCUAUGACUGGCCAUUUAUUGGCUCAAAUUGAGCAGAUUGCGAUUGAGCUAGUCGCAAGCAUAAUAUCCGAAGAAAAGGUCAUGAUCCAAGUACCACGAUACCUUAGAGGCAGGUCUAGUCUAUCAUAUCGCAAGAUAACGUUUAAUCAUCGCCCAAGUCGUCAUCGAUUUUGCCUGAUUGUUUAUCUGCUAUCCGAGAUACAUCGUUUGCAUGUGUUUGGCGGCAGUUGCACGGUGCGUGGUCUCUAUUAUCGUGAUACUCAAAUGAUCAGAUCUCAAUCGUAUAUCGACGCCGCGAAACUGGAUGUUUGCCAUAUGCUUAACACGGCGCCGGUUCAACUGGGAUUAUUGUCGGCGUCCAAGGGUCUUAUAGCAGGCAAUGUCGCAUUUUUGAUGAACAAUGGCGAUGUUCUGGAUUGCAAUGAAUAUUCCCGUGCGCUCACAUUGCCAACGGACUUUGAGAACGUUGAGCGCAUUGAAAGUAGCGCUGAGAUGGUCUUAAUUGUGGAAAAGGAAUCCGUUUUCGAGAGCUUGUUAUCGCAACAAGCUUUCAGCACAUUCGGCUUACGUUUUAUUCUGUUGACGGGCAAAGGAUAUCCGGAUUGCUCAACUCGUCGUAUUGUGCACAGACUCUCGGUUGAGUGCCAGUUGCCGGCUUACAUCCUUGUGGAUGCCGAUCCGUUUGGCAUCGAGAUUAUGCUCACUUAUCAGCGCGGCUCUCAAGCGAUGUCCUUUAGCUCGCACAGUCUUGCCACGCCUUCGUUGCGCUGGAUUGGACUGCAUCCUUCGGAAAUGCAAAGUGUCUCCAACGCUGCUGCGUCUCUCACCCAAUUUGAUAACAAGAAAAUUGUUGAUUUGCUAGCCAGAAACAAUCUCAGCUUUGCUGUUAGGCAAGAGUUGAUUAGUUUACAACAUUCACAGCGGAAGGCUGAAAUCGAAAGUGUUAUUGACUUUUUAAGUCCUUACUAUAUACCCACUAAAAUCAAUCGCAAUUUAUUCUUGACCUAAAGCACUAAAAUGAGCUAAGGUUUAUACACUUAAUUGACAAACCUUUACUUUAUGAAUUGUAUUAUUUAGAUGCAUAUUCUGCUGUACAGAAAUAAUACUGAUUCAUUCAAAUGUAAUGCAUACAAUAAAGAAAUUUCUAUUCUUGGAAUAGAAUGCCACAUGAUUCCCCUAAUCGAUAUUUCCAUUUAACCCGAUGCAAACAUUUAGUUGUAGCAUUGAAAGUUCACUGUCCGCAUUCGUCAGACAGACAAUAAAGCUCUUUAAUAUUAUUAUGCUAAUAGAUUCAAAAUGCUUUUAAUCCUUGCGCUUACUACUUGCAAAAAUAC
Molecule: messenger RNA, 1881 nt
Organism: Drosophila albomicans
Lineage: Eukaryota; Metazoa; Arthropoda; Insecta; Diptera; Drosophilidae
Gene: mei-W68
Product: meiotic recombination protein W68
Exons: 3
Coding region: 536-1555 (339 amino acids)
Biological process (GO): meiotic DNA double-strand break formation; meiotic DNA double-strand break processing; reciprocal meiotic recombination
Cellular component (GO): nuclear chromosome
Molecular function (GO): DNA topoisomerase type II (double strand cut, ATP-hydrolyzing) activity; ATP binding; DNA binding
Source: RefSeq, a predicted model, not a curated record